CAGCCUGUGUGCGUCAGUUCCUGGCGGCGGACCCGGGUAGCCAACGGCUUGUGGAGCAUCAUGCCCAAGUUUUACUGCGACUACUGUGAUACGUACCUGACCCACGAUUCUCCGUCUGUGAGGAAGACACACUGCAGUGGUCGGAAACACAAAGAGAAUGUGAAAGACUAUUACCAGAAAUGGAUGGAAGAGCAGGCCCAGAGCCUGAUCGACAAGACAACGGCUGCAUUUCAACAAGGGAAGAUCCCUCCCGCUCCAUUCUCUGCUCCUCCGCCUGCAGGGGCCAUGAUCCCACCUCCCCCCAGUCUCCCGGGCCCUCCUCGGCCUGGCAUGAUGCCUGCACCCCACAUGGGAGGCCCUCCCAUGAUGCCAAUGAUGGGCCCCCCUCCGCCUGGGAUGAUGCCUGUGGGACCAGCUUCUGCGAGAGUGAGCCCCGCCUCUGAGCGUGUAAGUCCCGCCCCGCGCCGUUGUCCCGCCCCCUAUGCCUCUGAGCCCACGCCGUCCCGCCCCUCAUCCGUGCGCCUGUGCCGCGGCGCGCGUCUCCGCCCCUCGCCGUGCGCUCUCGCCACGGGGAUCCCGGAGGGCGGCGUGCGGUCGGGGCUCUGCUCCGCGGGAUCCUGCGGCGCCGCACGGGUGGGUGGGAACGCGGCGGAACUCCGGGCGCUGAGUUAG
Molecule: messenger RNA, 672 nt
Organism: Mus pahari (shrew mouse)
Lineage: Eukaryota; Metazoa; Chordata; Mammalia; Rodentia; Muridae
Gene: Snrpc
Product: small nuclear ribonucleoprotein polypeptide C
Exons: 6
Coding region: 61-672 (203 amino acids)
Biological process (GO): mRNA 5'-splice site recognition; mRNA splicing, via spliceosome; spliceosomal snRNP assembly
Cellular component (GO): nucleus; U1 snRNP
Molecular function (GO): pre-mRNA 5'-splice site binding; zinc ion binding
Source: RefSeq, a predicted model, not a curated record